Knipowitschia caucasica is the source of this 258-nucleotide messenger RNA. Lineage: Eukaryota; Metazoa; Chordata; Actinopteri; Gobiiformes; Gobiidae. The record is from the annotation of a GenBank genome assembly.
AUGGGUAUUUUUGGAUGGUAUGUGAUGGUGAGUGUGGUGUGUUUGUUGUUGAGGGGUGGUGUUGGUUGUGUUAUUAUUGGGGUAUUGGUUGUGGGGUGUUUGGGUUUGGAUGAUUUUGGGGGGGUGGGUUGGUUUGGGUGGUUGGGUGGGGUGGUUUUUGAGGUUGGAUUGUUUUUGGGGUGUUUGGUUUUUUGUUUGGGUGUUUGGGUGGGUUUGUUGGGGUGGGUGUUGGGGUUGGUGGGUGUGUAUAUGGGGUAA